Molecule: messenger RNA, 558 nt
Organism: Musca vetustissima
Lineage: Eukaryota; Metazoa; Arthropoda; Insecta; Diptera; Muscidae
Exons: 2
Biological process (GO): outer dynein arm assembly; cilium movement
Cellular component (GO): cilium
Source: RefSeq, a predicted model, not a curated record
ACAAAUAAAUAUCCCGUAAAAAUGGACACGGACAAAAUGGAUAUCAAUCAGAAAAUUGCUGAAAUUAAGAAACGCAUUUUACUGGCAGAAGGCCAAAAGACCGCCAAUUUAGCUGAAUGGCAAAAACAAAAUCGCAUCAACUGCGAUACCAUUUCAACGUUGAAAAAGGAAAUCAAAGAAUUAACUGUUAAAUGUGGUCGUCUACGCAAUCCCUUGCAACGUUCGGUUAUUAUGAAAGAACCUCCAGCCACAACAGCGGUUGCGGUGCCUGGCGAGAAAGUGCGAAAAACUAGUUCAGCUUUACCCACAAUUGUUGUGGGUAAGGUAAGCUAUCCAAUUGGGGCGAAAAAUGUUGAUGAUGCCAUUUUCUUGACGGAUUUAAAAAUUACCGAAAAUCGUAAACAAUUGGAUUUGCUAAGGCAUCGCUUCAAGUGUCGCAAGCAACAUUUUGCCAAGCUGAUGGAGCAAUACCGGGAAUUGGUGGCGAACAAAGAGGCACAGGAACAAAAUUUGGGUGAAAAACCACCAGAGACAUUGGAGGAGGAUAAUAAUCGGAAG